Molecule: messenger RNA, 1020 nt
Organism: Alternaria ventricosa
Lineage: Eukaryota; Fungi; Ascomycota; Dothideomycetes; Pleosporales; Pleosporaceae
Gene: MDH1
Product: Malate dehydrogenase, cytoplasmic
Exons: 6
Coding region: 1-1020 (339 amino acids)
Biological process (GO): tricarboxylic acid cycle; malate metabolic process
Cellular component (GO): cytoplasm; mitochondrion
Molecular function (GO): L-malate dehydrogenase (NAD+) activity
Source: RefSeq, a predicted model, not a curated record
AUGUUCGCUGCCAGGCAAGCUUUCUUCCAGGCCCAGCGCCGCUGCUUCUCGGCCUCGGCCCGCCAGAACUCCAAGGUCACCGUCCUCGGCGCCGCUGGUGGUAUUGGUCAGCCAUUGUCUCUGCUGCUCAAGCUCAACCCCAGGGUUAGCAAGCUUUCCCUCUACGACAUCCGUCUAGCUCCCGGUGUCGCUGCCGACAUUGGCCACAUCAACACCAAGAGCGAGGUUACCGGUCAUGAGGCCACUCCCUCAGGUCUCGCCGACGCCCUCAAGGGUGCUGAGAUCGUCGUCAUCCCCGCUGGUGUUCCCCGCAAGCCCGGCAUGACCCGUGAUGACUUGUUCAACACCAACGCCUCCAUUGUCCGCGACUUGGCCAAGGCCUGCGCCGACCACGCCCCCGAGGCCAACAUCUUGAUCAUCUCCAACCCCGUCAACUCCACCGUCCCCAUCACCGCCGAGGUCUUCAAGUCCAAGGGCGUCUACAACCCCAAGCGCCUCUUCGGUGUUACCACCCUCGACGUUGUCCGUGCCUCGCGCUUCAUCUCCCAGCUCAAGAACACCGACCCCGCCACCGAGAACAUCACCGUCAUCGGUGGCCACUCUGGCGCUACCAUCGUUCCCCUCCUCUCCCAGUCUGGCUACAACCUCGAGGGCGAGCAGCUCGCCGAGUACAUCAAGCGCGUCCAGUUCGGUGGUGACGAGGUUGUCCAGGCCAAGGAUGGAGCUGGCUCUGCCACUCUCUCCAUGGCCAUGGCCGGUGCCCGUUUCGCCGAGUCGCUCCUCAAGGCCGCUCAGGGCCAGAAGAACGUCAUCGAGCCCACAUUCGUCGACUCUCCUCUCUUCAAGGACCAGGGCUGCGAGUACUUCUCCACCAACGUCGAGCUCGGCCCCAACGGUGUUGAGAAGAUCCACCCCGUUGGCAAGAUCACCGACCACGAGCAGAAGCUCCUCGACGCCUGCGUCGCUGACCUCGCCAAGAACAUCAAGAAGGGUGUUGAGUGGGUCAAGCAGAACCCAUAA